This is a messenger RNA of Orbicella faveolata, 1673 nucleotides long. RefSeq lists its product as uncharacterized. The record is from RefSeq and is a predicted model, not a curated record. NCBI's taxonomy places the organism in Eukaryota, Metazoa, Cnidaria, Anthozoa, Scleractinia, Merulinidae.
ACAUAGAGUUAGUCUGCCAACUGUGGCUAUCCGCUCUAGAGGAAAACUUCACAUUGGGUUGUUCUCAAAUGAAGGCGGUAGCUCCAGAUAUCUUCAACGAAAACAGCGUGGGAAAUGUUCUGUUGGAGGUCACUUAGAGCUUGAGCACAGCAAGGAUCAGGUAAUGGAACAUGCUGGGAGUGUAGAGAGUGAUGCAUCAAGCUGUGAAGAGCCAAAUGCUAAAAGGUGUAGGAGAGACCCAAAUGCUCCAAAACCUACCAAGAGUGUUGUGGUUUUUUUGGAUAGUGAUGUCACUGUCACUGAGAAUGGUCAAGUGCUCAUGCCGAAUACUAUUGAAAUGGCAGCAUUAAAAAAAAACAGGGAUGGUAAACAGUACAGCAAAAUGGCCUUUACAUCAGAGAUGAACAAAGAGGAUGUUCUUAGUGCACUUUAUUUAAAUUUCCCAAUUUUAAGAACCAAAAGAAGACUUAGCUGUGCUUCAGCUCUUGACAAAUAUCGGACAAAGCUAGACUUUCAUGGUGAUAGAAGAAUAUGGAAUGGAGCUCUCAUUAAAAAAUGCAUCAGAGGCAAUUCAGCUCUGUACGUGCUUGCUGAGGUCUGUAAACGUUAUUUCUGCAAUCAUAUUUAAGUUGUUAAUUCUGUUAACACGUGGUAAAAUCAUUACUUAAUAAAUUUUUGGAUUAAGCCGUGGGUAAGGAAGCACUAUCACUUGGUUGAUGAAUUCCUCCUUCAGAACCUGCUCUGAAUUCAUAUUUUCUUAUUCUUAAUGAUAAAAUGAUUGAAAGGCAGUUUUCAAUUGGUUGUUGUAAAAGCAAAACCAAUUGAAAGUUUUCACAAGUAGUCAAGCAUACAUGUAACUAUUAGCAACAUAUGCAAAUGCAGUAAGGUGCUAUAAAAGUAAGUAACACCUUUUGUUGAAAGUUUUCAUAUAAAAGAUGCUAGUUAUCAAGAACCUCUUACUACUUCUGCGUGUGUCUCCUUAUGCUUAUGCUUAUGAAUUAGAUAGUGAAAACCACAGGCUUCCCAAGCUCAAAAUAUGUGAUGUAUGUGACAGCUUGUGUAUAAAUAUAGAUUGAUCGGUGAUUUUCCCAUACAAUUCUCUAUAUACACAAGCUGUCGCAUACACCAUGUAUUUUGAGCUUGGGAAGCCUGUGUGAAAACCAGCUUUUACUGGCCAAUCACAAAGGACACAGACAAUAUAUAUAGUGAACCAAUCAAAACUUGAAGUAAUUACAUGCAGCCAGCUGAUGCAAAAUGCAGGAAAACAUGUGCUUGUGAAUGUUGCAAUCGGUUUUGAUUGAAUUUUUACCUCGAUCUGAUUGAACAAUCAUGUAGGGCGAUGAAGCAAAACAUAUUAUUUUUUGACACUCAAAUAAAAAUCACUCUUAGGUCUAUUAAUAAUUUAUAGCACAGUACAGUUAUUAUUAAAGGAUAAGAGGAGGAUUGCAUAGAAAAAAGCCCUUAGUGACUCUUGAUCUCAUGUCAAGUUCUCCUCUUUUCAUAUCUAAGGAAGCAAAAAGCAACUUGCUAGGAGCAGUCUAUUAGAUGUCACUUAGGCUCUUUUUCCAAGCACCCUAUCAAGUGGCUCGGUUGUAGACCCAAGGGACAUUUAAUUUUGUUGAUGAUACCUAGUACAUAGCUCUGGGCCCAGAGUCCAAAAUCGUAUGACUACC